Halichondria panicea is the source of this 1311-nucleotide messenger RNA. Its product is annotated as ubiquitin carboxyl-terminal hydrolase MINDY-1-like. The coding region runs from base 145 to 1161 and encodes 338 amino acids. Gene Ontology annotation, biological process: protein K48-linked deubiquitination. Gene Ontology annotation, cellular component: cell periphery; cytosol. Lineage: Eukaryota; Metazoa; Porifera; Demospongiae; Suberitida; Halichondriidae. The transcript is spliced from 7 exons. Gene Ontology annotation, molecular function: cysteine-type carboxypeptidase activity; K48-linked deubiquitinase activity; cysteine-type deubiquitinase activity. The record is from RefSeq and is a predicted model, not a curated record.
UGCUGUAAUUAGAAAAAUCAAUACAGCUGUUGAGCUUAUCUACACCCCGUGAAAUCUGUCAAACAAUUACAUUAUACCUGUACGUACCCAGCUACGUACCUGUACAGUAGCUGCUUCGAUCUCAGUGCAGUGCGACAAUUCUAUAUGGCUAUGGCUCAGGACCAACCUGAAAGAACUUCAGAUGUAGUCAAUAAUCAAAUCUAUUACCAAUUGAAGUGGAUACCGUGGGGUCCGGGCGAUGAUGAGUUUGUUCCAAUCGUUACCCAGAAUGAAAACGGCCCCUGUCCUCUCAUCGCAUUGGCCAAUGUUCUGCUACUGUCACAUCGUAUCAAAAUCGGCGGUGGAGAAACUCUGGUGUCGUCCUCUCACCUCAUGGAUUUACUUGGUAGCUGUCUGUUGGAGAAUCCACUAGCUGAUUAUCAUUCUGCAAAUUACCAACAGAACAUGCAAGAUGCUAUGGCAGCUUUUCCUAGGCUGCAAACUGGUCUUGAUGUCAACGUCAAGUUUAACAGUGUGCAGUCUUUUGAGUUCACAAGUGAGUCUGGAAUAUUUGAUUUGUUUCAAGUUCCGCUAUAUCAUGGCUGGUUAGUAGACCCUCAGGAUCGGCACACUUAUGAUGUGGUGUGUACGCUGUCGUACAACCAGCUGGUGGAAAUGAUCAUCAAUAAUCAAAACUCUGCUGAUCCGAUCAACAUUCAAAAUGCUUUGAUUUGUGAGGAAUUCUUAGAAAUCAACUCCAGCCAGCUAACUCAUCAUGGUCUUUGUGAGCUUAACAGAGUAAUUAAAGAAGGAGAUAUGUGUGUCUUCUUCAGAAACAAUCACUUCAACACUAUUUUCAAACGCCAGGGUCAACUACUGCUAUUGGUUACAGACAGUGGUUUUGUCAAUGAACUUGGGCAUGUGUGGAAGACGGUCACUGAUAUCGAUGGAAGUGGUGAUUUCUUAGAUGCACAGUUUAAGUACUCAACUCACUCCAUACCUCAAGGCAACAGAGAGCAACUUCCAAUAAAAAAAGAAAUUGAGGAAGAACAAGUACUACAUCUCUCAGAGCCAGCAGCUGUGGCUAAUGACACCAGUUCCCUUUCAGACUGGGAAGUUCCAAGGACAGAAACGUCAAACUCUCAAAGACAUCGUAGUAGUGACCAAUGUCAGAUAUUAUGAUAAUACACCAAACAUCUAUUACCAACCAACACUGUAUCAAAACAUUUUUGUGUCCAGUAUAAUAGUUAUUACAGUUCCUUUUGAAAUUGUUCUCAUCACUCAUCCUGCAAACAGCAGAGUUAAAACAAUAUAAGAAUGCACAGAAACUAA